This is a messenger RNA of Antrostomus carolinensis (chuck-will's-widow), 580 nucleotides long. It is a transcript of the gene CUTA, whose product is annotated as cutA divalent cation tolerance homolog. Bases 92 to 580 code for a protein of 162 amino acids. The transcript is spliced from 6 exons. Gene Ontology annotation, biological process: response to metal ion. The record is from RefSeq and is a predicted model, not a curated record. Lineage: Eukaryota; Metazoa; Chordata; Aves; Caprimulgiformes; Caprimulgidae. Gene Ontology annotation, molecular function: copper ion binding.
AGGAGGAGUUAGAGCUGGCUGUGGGCAGCCUUCCCAGGCAGCCUGCCCAGCUCAGGGCAGAGCAGGUGGAGGGACGAAGGGACGAGGGGAGAUGGAGUGGCUGAGCACGCGCUGCCCGCUGCCGCCCGCCGCCCAGGGCUGCUCCCGGCCCAGCCGGACCACCUUGCUGCUGGUGGUGACUCUGUCCCUGCUGAUGUACCCGGUGCUGAGGAGUCUCGCUCUUCAGCUGCACUCUGCCAUCACUGGUAGCUACAUCUCUGGGACACACUCCAUCGCCUUCAUCAACUGUCUCAACGAGCAGAUUGCCAAGGACAUUGCAAGGGCCAUCAUGGAUAAGAAGCUGGCUGCCUGCGUGAACAUCCUGCCAAAGAGCUCGGCCUUGUAUUUCUGGAAAGGGGAACUGGAAGAAUCCACUGAAAUACUGCUGUUAGUGAAAACAAGGACAUCCAAAAUAGGAGAAUUGUCCAACUAUGUCAGAUCCAUCCAUCCCUUUGAAAUUCCUGAAAUCAUCAGCCUGCCUAUUGACCAAGGAAACCCUCUCUACCUCAAAUGGGUAGAGGAAAGUGUUCCACGGGACUAA